UGGAUGUUCCCGGUGUUUAUGACGGGUUGGCGAAACAAUGGUCUCACUGUAGACGACCUCUUCCAGUGCUCCCGACACGACGAGUCACAACGGAUUGUCCAGGAGCUGGAAAAGCACUGGAAUAAUGAACGUCAAAAAAAGUCAUCCAAAUUCUGGAGGGCAUUAGUUAUGGCAUUCGGGAAAUACUAUAUACCGCCCCUCACUUUAUUAAUAUUGGGGGAAUGCAUUUGUCGUAUAUGUCAGCCCCUGCUACUAGGCAUAGUGAUAGACCAUUUUAACAAGGUCGAAAAUCGUACCUUUAAGCAAGCAUGCAUGGCCGCCGGGGGAGUAUGUUUUUGUACGGCCUUGUUCAUAUUGCUACACCAUUCGGCCACCAUUAUAGUCAUGCGAAUGGGUAUGAGAUUACGCGCCGCUUCCUCUACUCUUAUUUAUAAGAAGUCGCUUAAACUGAGCCGGGCAUCUCUGGCCAAAACCACAGUGGGCCACAUUGUGAACCUAAUGUCUAAUGAUGUCAGUCGAUUUGAUGAGUUUUCAAUAUAUGUCUGCUAUUUACUCGUAUCGCCCAUACAGACAGGGAUCGCCGUAUAUAUCAUAUAUACGGAGAUCAGUUACUAUUGCUUCGUAGGUUUGGCCCUUUUAUUGCUGUUAAUACUGUUUCAGGCAUUUAUGGGCAAACUUUUCUCGAAAGUCAGGAAUGAGGUCCGUGGCAUACAAAGGGCCCAUUUUCUAACUACUAUCAAUUAUUCGGUAUACUUGUCGGCCCCCCGUAUAAUACUGUUCGCGUGUUUUUCGGCAUAUGUGUUAACCGGGAACCUAUUGACCGCAAAAGCGGUGUUCAUUACAAUGGCUCUGUUCAACACUCUUAGGACUACUUCGAUGACACGGUUUCCCUACGCCAUCGCCCAAUGGGCUGAACUGACGGUGUCGUGCUCUCGCAUCCAGGUAUUCAUUCAUAAGCAAUAA
Molecule: messenger RNA, 963 nt
Organism: Oppiella nova
Lineage: Eukaryota; Metazoa; Arthropoda; Arachnida; Sarcoptiformes; Oppiidae
Source: the annotation of a GenBank genome assembly